AUGAAGUCAAACAUCAUCGUCGCCUUGACCGUCGUCCUCGGACUCAUGGCUGCUUCCGGCACAGCAGCCCCUGCUGGCAUCCCUGGAUACGCCGCUAAGGCCGGUGUCCCUGUCCGCUCCGCCGAGCCCAAGGGUGUCCCAGUCCGCGGCAUCCCUGGAUACCCCGCUGAGGCCGGUGUCCCAGUCCGUUCCGCCAAGCCCAAGGGUGUCCCAGUCCGUAGCGUUCCCAACCCUGAGGCUGGUGUCCCAGUCCGUUCCGUCGAGCCCAACGGUGUCCCAGUUCGCAGCGUUCCCAACCCUGAGGCUGGUGUCCCUGUCCGUUCCGCCGAGCCCAAGGGUGUCCCAGUUCGCAGCGUUCCUAACCAUGAGGCUGGUGUCCCAGUCCGUUCCGUCGAGCCCAAGGGUGUCCCAGUUCGCAGCGUUCCCAACCCUGAGGCCGGUGUCCCUGUUCGCUCCGCCGAGCCCAAGGGUGUCCCAGUUCGCAGCGUUCCCAACCCUGAGGCUGGUGUCCCUGUCCGCUCCGCCGAGCCCAAGGGUGUCCCAGUCCGUAGCGUUCCCAACCCUGAGGCUGGCGUCCCUGUCCGCUCCGCCGAGCCCAAGGGUGUCCCAGUUCGCAGUGUUCCCAACCCUGAGGCUGGUGUCCCUGUCCGUUCCGUCGAGCCCAAGGGUGUCCCAGUUCGCAGCGUUCCCAACCCUGAGGCUGGUGUCCCUGUUCGCUCCGCCGAGCCCAAGGGUGUCCCAGUUCGCAGCGUUCCCAACCCUGAGGCUGGUGUCCCUGUCCGCUCCGUCGAGCCAAAGGGUGUCCCAGUCCGCAGUGUUCCCAACCCUGAGGCCGGUGUCCCUGUCCGCUCCGUCGAGCCCAAGGGUGUCCCAGUCCGUAGCGUUCCUAACCAUGAGGCUGGUGUCCCAGUCCGUUCCGCCGAGCCCAACGGUGUCCCAGUUCGCAGCGUUCCCAACCCUGAGGCUGGUGUCCCUGUCCGUUCCGCCGAGCCCAACGGUGUCCCAGUCCGCAGCGUUCCCAACCACUAA
Messenger RNA from Linnemannia hyalina, 1029 nucleotides. Lineage: Eukaryota; Fungi; Mortierellomycota; Mortierellomycetes; Mortierellales; Mortierellaceae. The record is from the annotation of a GenBank genome assembly.